Molecule: messenger RNA, 1236 nt
Organism: Lecanosticta acicola
Lineage: Eukaryota; Fungi; Ascomycota; Dothideomycetes; Mycosphaerellales; Mycosphaerellaceae
Source: the annotation of a GenBank genome assembly
AUGGCACAGCAGCGGGCACAGGUACAGCCGUGCCGGUAUAAGACGGGCAAGACACUGGGUGCAGGCUCCUACAGUGUGGUAAAGGAGUGUGUGCACAUCGAUACGGGGCGAUACUAUGCCGCGAAAGUCAUCAACAAGCGGCUCAUGGCGGGACGAGAACACAUGGUGCGGAAUGAGAUUGCGGUAUUGAAGAGGGUCUCGAUGGGUCACCAGAACAUCCUCACACUGGUUGAUUACUUCGAGACGAUGAACAAUCGUGAGAUGUCCCGCGUGCACACAUUCACACGCAGCUGAUACGUGAAAGUCUAUCUCGUCACUGAUCUCGCUCUCGGCGGUGAGCUCUUCGACCGCAUCUGCCGCAAAGGCUCAUACUAUGAAUCGGACGCCGCAGAUCUCAUUCGGGCCACUCUCUCAGCCGUAGCAUACCUCCAUGACCACGGCAUUGUCCACAGAGACUUGAAGCCUGAGAACCUCCUCUUUCGAACGCCCGAAGACAAUGCUGAUCUUCUCAUCGCCGACUUUGGGCUCUCCCGAAUUAUGGAUGAAGAGCAGUUUCAUGUGUUAACAACAACGUGUGGUACGCCAGGCUACAUGGCGCCAGAAAUCUUCAAGAAGAGUGGACACGGCAAGCCGGUAGAUGUGUGGGCGAUUGGAGUCAUCACAUACUUCUUGCUCUGCGGGUACACGCCAUUCGACAGAGACAGCAAUCUGGAAGAGAUGCAGGCUAUCUUGGUAGCCGAUUACAGCUUCACUCCUCUCGAAUACUGGCGUGGAGUCAGCCUUACAGCAAGACAAUUCAUCAAGAGAUGUCUUACCAUUGACCCGACAAAGCGAAUGACUGCGCACGAAGCGCUCAUGCAUGAAUGGAUUGCUGGUCCUGAGAGUGGAAGAGGCGAAGAGGAUCUUCUACCGACCGUCAAGAAGAAUUUCAACGCUCGGAGAACACUGCACAAAGCCAUUGACACCGUUCGAGCAAUCAAUCAGCUGCGAGCUGGUGGCAUGGGCAUGAUGGAUGGUGCGGCAUCUGUGAAUCCAGACCGUAUGAAGCCAAAGGAUGAGGACGUCGACAUGAGAGAUGCGUCUGGUCCUACCGCUGUCCAGCCGGUCGAUAGUAUGGACCCGAGAAGCAACGGCAAGGGACAGACGCAACAGCAGAUCGAGGAGCAGCAGCGAAGACAACAACAAACCAUUGCUGGUCUCUGGCAAAGCAAACAGCAAGGUCAAGCUGCGUCAUGA